Messenger RNA from Zootoca vivipara (common lizard), 2675 nucleotides. Lineage: Eukaryota; Metazoa; Chordata; Lepidosauria; Squamata; Lacertidae. The record is from RefSeq and is a predicted model, not a curated record.
AGACCUCCGGAGGAGAGCUGGGUGGGGUGGGGGGGCUUCCCCGGGCAGGGAGACCCCGCCGCCGCCGCCGCCGCCGCUCCUUCUCCCGUUACCAUCGCCUUUCUUUUCCUACCAGUGCCCCAAACUCCUAAACAGCGCGUGUUAAUUUCGACCAUAAGGACUAGAAACAUGCUCCUGUUGUUCAAAAGGGAAAUGGAAAAGCCCUUUCAGCCGGGGUGGGUGAGGGGAAUGAGAGUUCAUUGCAAUGUCAAUUCUGGAAGAUUGGGUUUUGUGAGUGUUUUGUAACUUGGUUCUACUAUUUGAGAGUAAAAUGUGCAACUUCUGGCUACAAAGAAGUGGCCUUCUUGAGAGCAGACCAAUAACUCCAGUGGGCAAGAGUUGCUGCUUCUCCACUAGCUCUGUUUCUUCUAAAUCCCACUGAAUUCAGCAAAGGCAUGCAUUGGAUCCAAGUUUGUAAGUUUCCAGCCUUCCGCUUUAGCCCUUUGCCUCUUUGUUCUGAGUGAAAUUGCUUUAAUGGUCUGCAUAGCCCAACCCGGCUUCUUCCUUUUUUAAAAAAAAAAAAAACAGAAAAGUUUCAGGCAAUAAAGGUCCACUAUGUCAGUCUUGAAGCCCGAUAACCUUUUCAGCUGAUCCUGCUUAUCUCCAGGCUAUGUAAUGCUUCACCUGCUGAUUUCUUUCUGCAGAAUGUGUUGCUUGUUAAAGGUAUAGGGACAAGACAGGUUGGCCUUUUUCUCAUCAGUUGCCAACCCUACCACCACACUAAAAAAAAAGACAGAGAGAGAAUGCUAAGAUUUGCUCUGUUAAACACCGUACACUUGAAGCGUAUUUCCCACUACUAUCACCAAAGAAUCCUGGGAGCUGUAGUUUGUGAAGGGUGCUGAGAAUGAUAGUUUGGGGGCAAACUACAGUUCCCAAAAAUUCUUGGGGGAUAUGCUUUAAAUUUGUGGCAUGUGUGUCCACAGCUUAGGGCUCAAUGCAGAUGCCAGGGUUCCCUGACCUUACAGCUGGACAUUCUUGUAUCUCAUGCUCUUGGUGGGAUGAGACUGAAAGUGCUACUUACUGGAGUAAGCCGCACUGAACAGAAACUGCAACUUAUUGUGAUUCUUGCACAUCAGUUGGGUGGUGGCCCUGGCUUCUCCCUGGCUGCUGGAAGAAAUAAUAUGUGGCAUCAUUGAGCAUGUUCACCAAACAGAGACACAAGAUUUACAGAGAGGAGCGCAACCUCACCUCGGACUCAAUAAUGCAGCUCAGGCAGGAGGCAAGCUGGCUCCAAUUCCACCUGGGAAUCAAUCGCUAUGCCUUGUACCCACGGUCUAGCCCUCCGAUUGACCAGCUCCUCCGGGACACGCAAAACUUUGGAACCAUCAGCGCUGAUUACAGCCAGGACGAGAAAGCAUUGCUGGGUGCCUGUGACUGCACACAAAUUGUCAAGCCCAGUGGUGUGCACUUGAAACUUGUUCUCCGGUUCCAGGACUUUGGCAAAGCUAUGUUCAAACCCAUGAGACAGAAACGAGAUGAGGAGACUCCAGAAGACUUUUUCUAUUUUGUUGACUUUCAAAGGCACAAUGCAGAAAUAGCUGCCUUCCACCUCGACAGAAUCCUGGAUUUCCGCCGCGUCCCUCCGGUGGUUGGGAGAAUGAUUAACGUUACAAAGGAAAUCUUAGAGGUCACUAAAAAUGAAAUCCUGCAAAGUGUAUUUUUUGUUUCACCAGCCAGCAAUGUCUGUUUCUUUGCCAAAUGCCCUUAUAUGUGCAAGACAGAAUAUGCCGUGUGUGGGAAUCCUCACCUGCUGGAAGGAUCUCUCUCUGUUUUCCUACCAUCCCUCAACUUGGCACCAAGAAUCUCCAUCCCAAACCCAUGGAUACGAUCCUACACCUUUGCUGGAAAAGAGGAGUGGGAAGUGAACCCACUCUACUGCAACACAGUGAAGGAGAUUUAUCCUUACAGCAGUGGCAGCCGGCUACUCAAUAUCAUCGACAUGGCAAUAUUUGACUUCUUAAUAGGCAACAUGGACCGUCAUCAUUACGAGAUGUUCACAAAGUUUGGAGAUGAUGGCUUUUUGCUCCAUUUGGACAACGCAAGAGGUUUUGGGAAGCAUUCCCAUGAUGAGAUCUCCAUCCUGGCUCCGCUCGAACAGUGUUGCAUAAUAAAGAAGACUACGUUAUUACGCCUACAGCUCUUGGCGCAACCAGCCUACAAACUCAGUGACAUCAUGCGGGAAUCCUUGCUUGAGGACCGCCUAGCACCUGUACUUACAGAACCCCACCUUUUGGCACUGGACAGGAGGCUACAGAUCAUCCUGAAGGCGGUGGAGGAAUGCAUAGAGGCUAAUGGAGAAUACAAUGUUGUGGUUGAUGCUGAGCCCCUGGAGACAGAUGCCUUUGACAGAAUGACACAGCCAAGCUAGAGACCUUGGGGAUAAACCAGAACUUGAAUUUUUUAAUUGGUGACUGUUUGUCCCUACCCCUGGACAACUGUGAUUGACAAGAGGGAUGGUCUUUGUCACACCGAACUCUAAACAUGCUGCUGGGCAGGUGAUAAAGACUGCACCACGGUCUGAGUCUCCUUUGCAUAUGCAUAACCAGAAAUCUUAUCGCAUUAUCACCACCAGUGACCUUUGUGCAUCUUCUCCAGGAGACCUGAAUAAAUGGGGCACUCUGUAGCUGCAAACCAGA